Messenger RNA from Fusarium poae, 924 nucleotides. RefSeq lists its product as uncharacterized. Bases 1 to 924 code for a protein of 307 amino acids. Lineage: Eukaryota; Fungi; Ascomycota; Sordariomycetes; Hypocreales; Nectriaceae. Gene Ontology annotation, molecular function: 3'-5'-RNA exonuclease activity. The transcript has 2 exons. Gene Ontology annotation, cellular component: nucleus. The record is from RefSeq and is a predicted model, not a curated record. Gene Ontology annotation, biological process: U6 snRNA 3'-end processing.
AUGGCACUCGUCGAUUAUUCUUCAUCCGAGUCCGGGUCCGAGCCGGAACCCGAUACUCGCUCUGUCAAACGUCGUAAAGGUGACCAGAGUACAGACGGAGCUGCCGGUGCUUCUUCUAUGCCGCCUUUGCCUGAUACCUUUCAUGAUCUAUAUGCUUCCACUGUUCGACAGAGCGUCGUUGAUGAUCCGAGUUUGCAUCAGGGACGGAAGAGGCAGGUUCCUCAUGUAGUCGGCAACUGGCCCAGUCAUGUCUAUACAGAGUGGCAUCCAUCUACUGAACAGCACAAACUUCUCACUGCUCUUAUUGCCGACAUUGAGGAACAGGUGUCGAGUGACACCAAGCUCUUUAAUUUCCUGACAAGCGAUCUGGGAUCACCUCUACCACUUCACGUCAGCUUGUCUCGUCCAUUGUCACUCACAACAGGAAACAAGGAUGAGUUUCUAGAUAAAAUAACAGAAUCCUUUAACAACAGUGGCGUCCCACCCUUUGUCAUCAAGCCCCAGGGCCUCGCAUGGUUCAGAUCACCAGAUUCAGACCGCACAUUUCUCGUCCUCCGCGUCGCGAGGGUUGCCGACACCAAGGAUAAAGCGAUCCCUCUAAAUCCAGAACUCACCAGCUUACUAUCAAGGAGCAACUCGGUAGCAGCACAAUUUGAUCAACCGACGUUGUAUCAACGAGAUCAAAGAGAGCCUGUCGGAAGUGCUUUCCACGUCUCUAUUGGAUGGACGUUUCAUUUACCGGUGGAUGAAAUGUCGCUCAAGACACUGCGGUUGUUUAAACAGUCCAAGUUUGACGAUAUACGCAAAUGGGAGAUCAGUGUGCCGGGGAUCAAGGUCAAGAUUGGAAAUGUUGUGAAUCACAUUUCGCUCAAGGCUGGCCGAAGAGGUGCGCCGUCAAAGUCGACAUCUUUUCUCGAGUCAUGA